Molecule: messenger RNA, 3427 nt
Organism: Anopheles coluzzii
Lineage: Eukaryota; Metazoa; Arthropoda; Insecta; Diptera; Culicidae
Product: beta-alanine transporter
Exons: 8
Coding region: 1009-2718 (569 amino acids)
Biological process (GO): transmembrane transport
Cellular component (GO): membrane
Molecular function (GO): transmembrane transporter activity
Source: RefSeq, a predicted model, not a curated record
CAUUUAAAGCAAGAAAAAAGCAGUUUUGGCUUAAUGUGCGUAUUAAUUUAAAUGCGUCGUCCCUAUUUAAGCAGCGAAUCUGUUAUUCAAUUAGGGCUAAUUUUGUGGCCAGCAAAGCAAUAGACGAAUUGCUUGUGCGGGAGAGACGCGGGAGAGGAGUUCAGAACGCACCAGUUAGUGUAAUGAAAUAAUACGUUGAAUAUGAUUUGAUUGCAGCUUAGAUGCCGGGUUUGUUAAUAAUUUUCGUACAAUUAUCUAUAUUUCGUUGCUUCAUGUGCUUCAACUUGAAGAAAAUUUUCACUCUUGCUGUUUCUCGGUCCGUUUAAAUUGUUGCGCCACUGCAUGCGCACAAUGCGUUUCACUUUACAGAACACGUGGUAAUAAUCUUUAAAAUAUUGCAUCUAAAUAGUAAUAGCAUAACUAGUGGCAACACCUGCUAAUAUAACAACACCCCUGAUUACUGAACACAGUGUUUGUGUGGUUUGUGGGAGGAAUCCACAGUGUCUUUGCAAACUGUUCCAAACUGACCGAGCACGUGCCGCAACGUUCGACGAUCGAACGAGCAAUGAAAUGCGCUAAAGCCAAAGUACGCAUCACAACCGCGUACCGCACAUGAUUAGCUCCAAUUUCUGUGGCCACCGUUUCGAGUUUCAAGUAUCCCGGGAUGGGGUGGGGGGUGGGGGGGUAUUGUCGGUACACGCAUCCGAUGAAAGCAUUUAAAUCGCUAUGAGAUAAAUGCAUCCACUUAAGCGAAAGAUGCUAGAUAGCAGCAGCAGAUAUCCUGACGGGGAUUUGGGGUCUGUCUCCCUUUGAUGUACGGGGGAGGCCAGUGAAGUUGUUCAAACCAUGCCAAUCGUGUGCAAUUCGCUCAGUCUCGAUCGGUGUAGCAUGCGUGGUGGAGCUGUCGUUGUCCAGCGAAUACUUGGAUUACCGUCGUUUCGGGUUCGAAUCGAAGUGCGUUCGUGAAGCUGCUGCAGGUUGUGCGCUUAAGUGUUGAGCGGUGUUGCCAUGGAUUUCGACUCCAUACUGGAUAUGUGCGAUGGGUUCGGUGCGUACCAGAAGAUCAUCAUCGGGGUGCUGCUGUUUCCCGCCACGUUUCCCUGCGCUUUUCACGCUUACAGCCAAUUAUUUUUAGCAGCAAAGCCGAACCACUGGUGCAAAGUGCCACAAUUCGAUGGGUUUGGCAACCAUUUAGCGGAUCUACUGAAAAAUAUUAGCAUACCCCAGCUACCAUACUCGGACGGUACGAUCGGGUACUCCAAAUGUUCCAUGUAUUUGCGCAACUAUUCCGAAAUUGCCAGUCACUUACGUUCGGUGGCUGGAAAUGUGUCCUUGGAGCAGUUGUCACCACCGAACGGUAUCUCCAGCUGCCGGAACGGCUGGUCCUACGAUCAAUCCAUCUUCAACUCAACCGUAGUAACGGAUUGGAAUUUGGUAUGUGAUCGAGACUUUGACACUACGACGGCAUUGAUGGUGUUCGGUGUUGCCGGUUUGAUCGGUAAUCUCGGCUUCGGGUACAUGCAGGACUACUGGGGACGGAAGCUUUCCUUCUUCCUUUGCCUGGUGGUGCAGGUAACGGCCGGUGCAGUUGGUGCAGCUAUGUGGAGCUACGGAUCGUGGUUGGUGACGCGCAUCGUCGUGGGACUAACCGUACCGGCAAUCCUGUCGAGCCCUUACAUGUUGGCGAUCGAGCUAGUAGAACCAAAGCGUCGCAACUUUUGCACCAUCAUCUCCAAUAUUGCGUACUCGGUCGGGCUGGUGCUGCUGUCGGUGAUCGUGUACUACGAACGUGACUGGCGCUCCCUGUCGAUCGCCGUUUCCCUCCCGCUGUUAGUUCUGUUUCUCUUCUACACACUGAUCCCGGAGUCACCGCGCUGGCUUGCCGCCCGUGGCAAGUACAGUCAGGCACAGCGGAUUCUUCUCAAAAUGGCCAGGGUGAAUGGAAAAACGAUCGACGACGGCUAUCGGAAGCUGCUGGACGAGCGUAUCAAGGCACUGUCGCUGGAAGAUGCUCCGGAACAUCCGGCCACAGACGAGACGGCAAACUCGCACGCGCACGAAAUAGGGCUGCGGCAUCUUUUUGACAAGCCGCAGAUGCGCCGCAAGACCACGUUCGUAGCGUUCAUCUGGCUGACCAACACGAGCGUUUACGUGGGCCUGAGCUACUAUGCGCCAGCGCUUGGGGGAGACGAGAUCUUUAACUUCUUCCUGGCCGGGCUGGUAGAGCUGCCGACGUACAUUGUGCUGUGGCCCAGCCUGAACCUGUUCGGGCGCCGGGGUGUACUGUUUACCACGAUGGUGAUCGGUGGGCUGGCCUGCGCAUUCACGAUCAUUCCGCAAGGUCGCACCACCACGCUCAUACUGUACUGCAUCGGCAAAAUGGGUGUUUCGUCCGCGUUCGUCGUCGUUCCGCUGACCGCAUCGGAAAUCUAUCCAACCGUGAUACGCGGGCUGGGAAUGAGCUUCUGUUCUGUCGUCGGCAUGCUUGGCCCGAUCGUCAUACCGCUGAUGAACUACACGGGCAAGGAAAACGUGGCCAUUCCGUUGGUCAUAAUGGGGCUCGCGCUGACGGCCGGCGGUAUAGCGAGUUUGUUCCUGCCGGAGACGAAAAACAUGCCACUGCCCCAGACGCUGGCCGAUGGGGAAAAGAUCACACUGACCAACCCGUUUCAGGUUCCGUUCUACAGCAGGAAACGAACGCACCCGGUGAAACAGUAGCAGCAACCGCGCGCGCAGGAGUAGUGUUCGGAAAAAUUCAACGCGCAACGUACAGGCUGUUAUGCGCGCGGGGCACUAAAGCGUUAAUGUUUCAUUUACAAUAAGAGUUGGUUUUAUUGUUUAAAAAAAACUGCAGGAAAAUGUACACACUUCAUUGCAAUGCGCAAGAUGUGUGAGUGUGUAUGUUGUACGUUAUUCGCUAAAUGUUUGUCUGUUUGAUUAUCAAUAACUAUUGCACGCUCACCGAUUUGCUGUAGCAGCUAGCUCUGUUCCCAUUUUAGUUAGUAAGUUAUUAGAAUCAUGUUCCAUAUAUCCUCUAUUGUCAAACGAUGGCUGCACACGACACACGCACGCAUACAUUAAUUGUUUUCUCAAAAAUACUACACACCUAUUGGACUGGUUCGAUUUUUUUGUUUUCACUGGGUUUGCUGUUAGCGUUUCUUCAAUUCUAUUUCAUUUUAUUUUUAAUCUUCUUCUUAUAGAUUCGUUUCUUAAAUAGUGUUUUCAUCUUCGUUAUCCAGUAUUUAUGUUAUCAGGGAAAACAUUAUAUACAUAUCUAGCUGUUCUGUGUAGGUGUAUCGAUGGAUAAUAUAAUAUGAUUUUUUUUAAAUAUUGGACUGGUUUGGUAUUUGUUUUAGUAUUUGUUGCAACUGUAAGUAACGCUUGUAAAGAUAUUCUUAUCCGCAAAGCCAUUCACAGGAGAGCCCGC